GCCAACCUUGGCUUCAGACCCCAAACUCCGCUCCGGCCACGCCGUCAGGGCCGCAGCUCAGAUGCACGCGUUGUCACUCUUAAGUGUCCCAACGGCCGGGUAAGCACAGUUCUGUGUCAUCUUUGGAAUACACCCUGAGAAUUUUUGUGAGCCAUGUCAAAGAAACGCAAAUGGGAAGAUGACUAUGUCCGCUACUGGUUCACCUGCACAACAGAGGUUGAUGGAACUCAUCGGCCACAGUGUGUAUUGUGUAACUCAGUAUUCUCCAAUGCUGACCUCAGGCCAUCAAAACUCUCAGACCAUUUCAACAGACAGCAUGGUGGCGUAGCUGGGCACGAUCUCAAGAGCCUGAAGCAUGUGCCAGCACCAUCUGAUCGGAGCCAGACCUUGAACACACUUGGAGUUGCGUCUCAGGAGGAUGCCUUAUUGCAAGCGUCAUACCAGUUUGCGUAUUUAUGUGCCAAGGAGAAGAGUCCUCAUACAGUAGCUGAGAAAUUAGUCAAGCCUUGUGCACUGGAAAUAGCACAGAUAGUUUUGGGACCAGAUGCACAAAAGAAGCUUCAGCAGGUACCUUUAUCAGAUGAUGUGAUCCAUUCUAGAAUUGAUGAAAUGAGCCAGGAUAUCUUACAGCAAGUUGUGGAAGACAUCAAAGCCAGUCCUCUCAAGGUGGGUAUUCAGCUUGCUGAGACUUCUGACAUGGACGACUGCAGCCAGCUAAUGGCGUUUGUGCGAUAUAUAAAAGAGAAAGAGGUCGUAGAAGAAUUCCUGUUCUGUGAACCUCUGCAGUUAACCACCAAAGGAAUGGAUGUAUUCAGUCUCUUUAGAGACUUCUUUUUGAAGCACGAGAUAGCGCUUGAUGUGUGUGGCUCUGUUUGUACUGAUGGCGCCUCCGCCAUGCUGGGAGAAAAUUCAGAAUUCAUUGCCCGUUUGAAAAAAGAGGUGCCUCGUAUCCUGAUCACACAUUGUCUGUUGAACCCUCAUGCGCUUAUCACAAAGACAUUGCCUGGAAAACUGAAGGAGGCUCUGUUGACCGUGGUGAGAGUAAUAAAUUUCCUCAAAGGGCGAGCCCCAAAUCAUCGCCUAAUCCAGGCUUUCUUUGAAGAAAUCGGUGUAGAAUUCAGUGUCCUCCUUUUCCAUACUGAAAUGAGGUGGCUUUCCCGAGGCCAAAUUCUAACGCAUAUUUUUGAAAUGUAUGAAGAAAUAAAUCAGUUUCUUCACCACCAAAGCAGUAAUUUAAUUGAAGGCUUUGAAAAUAAAGAGUUCAAAGUUCACCUAGCCUACCUCGCAGAUUUAUUCAAGCAUGUGAAUGAACUCAGCGCCUCUGUGCAGCGGACCGGAAUGAACACUGUGUCCGCUAGAGAAAAGGUAUCCGCUUUUGUGAGGAAGUUUCCAUUUUGGCAGAAACGAGUUGGGAAAGGAAAUUUUACCGACUUUCCGUUUCUUGAAGAACUAGUUGUUUCAGAUAAUGAGGGGGCAAGCAUUGCAGGGGAGAUAGUCCUGCACCUGCAGGAGCUGAGCUCCUCCUUCCAUGGGUAUUUUGCUGUUGGAGAUCUUGAUGAGGCAAGCAAAUGGGUGCUAGAUCCGUUUCUUUUUAAUCUCGAUUUUGUCAGUGAUGGUUACUCAGUGAAAAAGGAUCUUGCGGAGUUGCGAGCUAGUGGCCAGAUCUUAAUGGAAUUUGAGACGAAGAAACUUGAGGACUUCUGGUGUGCUCAGCUCAAGGCGUUUCCAAACCUGGCAAAAACAGCUCUAGAAAUCCUCACGCCUUUUGCAACUACAUACCUUUGUGAGUUGGGGUUUUCAUCGCUUUUACAUUUCAAAACAAAGUCCAGAAACUGCUUCAAUAUGAGCGAUGAUAUCCGCGUGGCUAUUUCCAAAAAAGUUCCUCGCUUCUCAGACAUCAUUGAACAAAAGCUGCAGCUACAGCAGAGGUCACUGUAGAAUGAUGUACUUUUCAAAUGUACACUUCUUAAAUACAUUCUUACUACCAUUGUAAAAUUAAGCUGUAAUUCUGUUUUCUUUCCUUUUAUAUUUAUGAUAUACUCAGUUCUAUACUUAAAAAGUUUAGCUGAUUUAACUUUUAAUGAGGCAUAUCGAAUGUGUUUUGAGAACAAGUGGAACAUAAAAAGACUGAGUACCACUGCCUGGCUGAUUCCAGGAUUUUUCCAAUGCUGAGUUUCUAUGUAACUAAGCACUGGAAUAUCCACUUAAAUGGUAUGGUGACUAGGGAUUGAGCCAAAAGAAGACCUCCCCAAAGUUAAGGGCAAAGUGACAGACUGAGUCCUCUCAUCUUCAGAAGGCUUUUUUGGAGAGGUCGAUGAAAUUAGAAGAGGGUUAUAAAAUAUAGUGAGGGAAGAGAUGAUCUACUGUAUAUAAGACUUUUAUUUUUUUUUGUAAGGAACUGUUUAUUUAAAAGAUACUAGGAAGACGUUUUUAAAUGUUAAGAAAAACUUAAAAAGAAGUAUGUAAAGAGA
This is a messenger RNA of Castor canadensis (American beaver), 2471 nucleotides long. RefSeq names its product family with sequence similarity 200 member C (gene Zbed8). NCBI's taxonomy places the organism in Eukaryota, Metazoa, Chordata, Mammalia, Rodentia, Castoridae. The record is from RefSeq and is a predicted model, not a curated record.